CGCAAUGCGGCUACUUCCACUUUAAUAACGCAGUAGCGAUUUUCACAAAAUUACUCACAAGUGUAGGAAAAAUCCAUAUACCCCAACUGCAAGUUGAUAACCUUCUUUAAGCCAUUGUUGUUGCUGUAGUCAUUCCACUAUAAUACCCUAGCUGUAUUGGUAGUUUAAAGGCAAGGGACGGUGCCCUAGCGUGCCGGGGCGUCAGGGGGGGCGGCCAUGAACCAGCCAGAUCGCUAUGUCAACUUUGUUCUCCCAGAGGGAGAGCGAAAAGUCACAUACAAGGCGGAUACCAAGCUAAAGGAUGCGGGGACGUUUUCGUUUCGGUCAGAAGACCACACCAUCGGCAACUUGCUGAGGAUGCAGCUGCACUCUGACAAGUCUACCGUCUUCGCUGGCUACCGGAUACCACACCCGCUGGAGGCAGUGAUGGUCGUGAAGGUGCAGACCAAUGGGACCAAGUCACCCGAGGACGCCAUGGUGCACGCGCUGCAGGACUUGGGCAGCGAGUUCGGGCACAUGCUCAACGAGUUUGACAGAGAGCUGGAGAUGUCGCGUAUGCAGAACCCUGGCCACUAGCAAAAUGCAGGGAUGCUGCAUGCAAUUCAUGGUCCUGGACAGGUGUUGUCCUGACAUGUCUAGUGACUGGAGAAGUUUGUUUAAGAGAACGUAUGAUGAGAGAAACAUUCAUUCCCUGCAGUGCAGUGGCUAAUGGCGGUAGUUACCAAGGCCGUUCACUGAUCAGUUCAGUGCAGGGCGCGUUGUGAUUUCGUAACAAAUGACAUUUGCAAUCGAAUGAAACUGUAUGAACUUAAUGCGAACUAGUCAUUCCCAUGAAUGUAACGUAUGAAGCCGACGGUCUUCCGAGGACCUUUCCUCUUAGCGCGUUACAGUUUCCUUUACAGUUAGGUAUCUUAAAAUCCCAGCAAGGUAGCGCGGCCCCAUGCCUGCGCCUGCUGCGAUUACCCUUGGCUCCAGCGGAAGACGUCAUUGUAAUAUGCAGCAGCCGCAUCAUCGAGCUGCACGUCCAGACUCCUGGAGAUUCAGCACCAUCCUACGCACAGACAUUGCGGGGGACGCCUUACAAAGCAGCAGCUUCAGCCGAUGCGGCGACUCCUCACGGGCGUAAUGGCGGACCAUCCAUGGAUGCUGCGGCGUUCCUCGCCCGCAUUCCUGUUCGCCAAGCCUACCCCGACUGGCAGGUCCUUCAGCUGCGCUUCCCAUCGACAUCUGCAUCUCGUGCGCUAGCCGCCACGGCUCCCGCCGGCGAUAUCAAUCCUGCAAGCAGCAGCAGCAGCGGUAGCAGUAGCGCCGCCAGCGGCUGUUGCUACGUGUACGGCAUACAGCUGCUGGCGGAUGCUGCUGCAACAGCAGCAGCAGCUACAACGGCAGCCAACCCAGCGCAUGCAUCAGCUGCAGCGACGCCAGCAGCUGCGGCAGGUGUUGCGGAAACGUCAGCGGCAUCCCCCCGGCCAUGCUGCGGCACCCCCGCCGCAGCCUCCGCCUCCUCCUUUGGCUGCGGCUGCGAUGGUGGCUUCAGCGGCGAUGGCAGCAGUAGCGGCGAUGGCGGAGGUGAGGGUGCUGCUGCGGGGCGCCUGUUGCAGCCGGUGGUGGGCGGCGAUCCGAGUGCUGCCGGGUUCCUGCCGCAGCACUGCUCGCCGUUGGACGGCAUGGGUGACGGGGCGGCGACUGGAGCGGGAAAGAACGAGGGAAGGGAAGUGGAGAUCGUGGCGGCAAUGUCAGGUGCAGCAGUAGCAAUGACAGCAGGUGCUCUCACGGUGGGACCGGAUUAUAGUGACGACGGCGGCGGCGGUACGGCAGCACCAGCUGCUGCGGGUUCCCAGUCGCAGCAGCUGCGGGAGCUGCUCCGGCGAGCGGCUUUAGGGAUGAGUGGCAGUAGCAGUAGUGCUGAGGUGGGGAAGGAGGGGCAGGGGCAUGGGGCUGCGGCUGCCGCCAACCUCAGUCUGGCCGCCACCCUGGCUCGAUCCCUGCUGUCGGCGCAGCAAGCCAGCCAACACCAGCAGCAACAGCUACAGCAGCAGCUGUACCAACAACAUGCUUCCCAGCCGUCGCUGCAGGCCGCUCCGCCUGCAACAACAGCUGCUGCUGCACCUUUCUUGCCUCAGCCAUCCUCCUCCCCGCCUUCCUUGCCGCCGCCUCCUCCUCCGCAAGGCCUACCACCACCACCGGCGCUGCCGCCGCUGUCUGCCCCUCUCCUCCCCCCCUCCGGCCUCCCCGGUCUGCCGGGGUGGCUGGCGGCCGCCGCGGGGCAGCUGGCGGAGGUGAGUGCCCGCGUGAGGCGCCUGGAGGAGCACCUGGUGGGGGCCUCCGCCGGGGCAGAGAGGAAUGAGCAUCCCAUUGACAGCGGAACCGCAGUGGGG
Astrephomene gubernaculifera is the source of this 2378-nucleotide messenger RNA. The record is from the annotation of a GenBank genome assembly. Lineage: Eukaryota; Viridiplantae; Chlorophyta; Chlorophyceae; Chlamydomonadales; Astrephomenaceae.